Molecule: messenger RNA, 1523 nt
Organism: Austrofundulus limnaeus
Lineage: Eukaryota; Metazoa; Chordata; Actinopteri; Cyprinodontiformes; Rivulidae
Gene: mtrf1
Product: mitochondrial translational release factor 1
Exons: 9
Coding region: 86-1435 (449 amino acids)
Biological process (GO): mitochondrial translational termination
Cellular component (GO): mitochondrion
Molecular function (GO): translation release factor activity
Source: RefSeq, a predicted model, not a curated record
GCUACAUCCGGUUAAUGCUAGCUGUAGCAGCAAUGCUGUUCUUUAUAACUCGUCACUGUCACUAGACUUGUUUAGUUUUAAUAAAAUGUUCGUCAGUCACAGUUUUCGGCUGUGUUCUUUCUGUAUCCGUGUCGUUUCACGCAGAAGAAGAGAAAACGAAGGAUGGAGGAGGACACWGAGUUACACCACCAGUCCGAAAUGUUUCAACAUGGAAGUGCAGCACUGGGGUUCAAGAGUACCAAAACGCUACUGCCACCGAGAUCUGGAGGAUUUAUACAACAAUAAUUCAGUCCAGAGAUAUCUCCAGCAGCUGAUGGAGGAGUAUGAAGUAGUCAGUAGGAGGCUACAGGAAGAGUUUGUCAGUGAGUCUGACAAAAAAACACUGCUGAAGAAACACGCAGAGCUCCUGCCUUUAUCAAACAUGUGUGGGAAAAUUGACCAAGCCAGGCAAGACCUCCAAGAAGUUCAUUCAUUGCUGCAAAGUUCAGCUGGAUCCACAGAUGAAGACAAACAGUUAACCCUGUUGCUCAAAGAAGAGGAAGCACAAAUAUCCAACAAGAUUCUGGCUUUGAACGAAGAUCUGAUGAAAGCUCUGGUCCCCGUUGACCCUCUUGACUCCAGGGACGUCGUGUUGGAGGUUAUAUCAGGACGAACAACAGGAGGAGACAUCUGCCAGCAAUUCACCAAAGAAGUGUUCAACAUGUACAAGGGCUUUGCCUGCUUCAAAAACUGGGACUUUAACGUUGUGAACUACACGCCUGCAGAGUACGGGGGACUGCAACAUGCUUCAGUCAGGAUAUCCGGGGAGAGUGUGUACAGACACCUGAAGCACGAAGGAGGGACUCACCGGGUGCAGAGGAUCCCAGAGGUGGGCCUCUCCUCCAGGAAGCAAAUGAUCCACACAGGAACCAUGACCGUCGUCAUCCUGCCGCAGCCAAGAGAGUUAGAUGUCCACAUCGAGGCCAAAGACCUGCGAAUCGACACGUUCAGAUCCCGAGGCGCCGGCGGGCAAAGCGUCAACACGACGGACAGCGCGGUGCGGAUAGUUCAUCUUCCCACCGGAGUGAUAGCUGAGUGCCAGCAGAGUCGCUCGCAGCUGAAGAACAGAGAAACGGCCAUGCACGUGCUGAGAGCCAGACUCUACAAGAGCAUGGCGGUUAAAGAGAUCGAGCAGAGGAUCACGGCACGGAAGCAGCAGGUGGGCACGGGGCAUCAGUCGGAGAGGAUCCGAACCUACACCUUCAACCAGGAUCGAGUCUCCGAUCACCGCAUCGGAUACGUCGUCAGAGACAUUAAGGAGUUCAUGAGAGGAGGCCAGGCUCUGCAGGAUCUGAUCCUGGAUUUGCUGGAACACUUUGAGCGUGAGGCGCUGCUGCAGCUGGUGGAGAGCAGCGUCRCUUUUACUCCAUCAGAGAUGAGCAAGACUUCAGACUGACCCUCACCACUGCUCCGACUGAAAGCACGCUCCACAUUAUGCUGCUGCACACAGCAGAUACCGUAAUAUACGUGUUAUAAUAUUAUUA